Malus domestica (apple) is the source of this 1262-nucleotide messenger RNA. RefSeq lists its product as uncharacterized. The record is from RefSeq and is a predicted model, not a curated record. NCBI's taxonomy places the organism in Eukaryota, Viridiplantae, Streptophyta, Magnoliopsida, Rosales, Rosaceae.
CUUUAUUUGUUCGUAUUUCUUUUUUUCUAAAUUAUUUAUGGCCGCCAUUCACUGAGGUCUUUAGAUAAUAAGCGACUUCUGUACAAACUUCACAGAACUCAAAUAUAAACCACCAAUUCUUUCUCUCUCUCUCUCUCCUCUCUCUCUCUCUCUAAAAUGGCGCAUAGUUUCUCCUACGCUUCCAUUCCUCAGGGCCUCACCGCCCAACCCCAACACCAACACCACCUCAGUUUCCCGCCAAACCCUCCUCACAACGUCUACAGAUUUCGUUGCAGAGCAGAAAACCGAACAACUAACUCCCCAACCGACAAAGAAUCUCAACCUCAAAACGCACUGCUUAAGGUGGCCUGGUACAGCUCCGAGCUUCUUGGAAUUGCCACGUCGUUUUUUCGGCCACCGUCUGCUUCCGAACCUCCUCCUGGUCCCGCCCUCGAGCUUGGAAGAGACGGGUCGGGAGCGGUUGAUCGUGCGGUGGUAGUUAAAUCCAUCAAAGAAGACUUUGAGAGAUCAUACUUUGUCACAGGGAACCUUAGGCUUGAUGCAUAUGAGGAGGAUUGUGAGUUUGCUGAUCCAGCAACUUCGUUCAGAGGCCUGCAGCGUUUCAAGAGGAACUGCACAAAUUUUGGAUCACUUUUAGUCAAGUCAAAUAUGAAGCUCAUGAAGUGGGAAGAUUUUGAGAAUAAAGGAAUUGGUCACUGGAGAUUUAGUUGUAUCUUGACAUUCCCUUGGAGGCCCAUUCUAUCUGCGAGUGGAUACACAGAGUAUUACUUUGAUGAAGUGUCAGGAAAAGUGUGCAGGCAUGUAGAGCACUGGAAUGUUCCUAAAAUGGUUCUACUGAAGCAAAUUCUAAAGCCGAGUCGUAGGUUUUGGCCUAAGAAAUCAGGUGGUUGAAGGUGAUUAGUAUUGCUAAUUGUGGAAAAUUACGAUUACAUUGAAUCAUACUCCAAACAUGGAAAGGGAGGUCAUGACUGACAAGCUAUGGCCAAUUUCUCAAAAUUAUGAUCAGCACUUUGAUGGUUUAUGUGCUGGUAACUUAAUUUUAAGGAUAACUGCACGCAUAUUAAAAAAUCGAUAGCUGUAUCCUUGGUUCGACAGCCUUCAUCGAACUACAAGCAUGUGAGUGGGAGCGAAAUCUAUCUGAGAUUGCAUGACAAGAGUGUACUUUGUAUGAUUCACUCAUUUAAUAAAGUUAUACACAAUUAUGUUUGUAUUCGUCAACAAUAUCAUAAAUUACUUGUAUGAAAUGAGUUCAUUACUAUUAA